UGUUCAUCCCCAGCAGUAUCUGGAGCCGGUGGGCGGUGCAGACCCCUGAAGACACCGACAGCCUGCGGAUGCUGACCAAAGGAUGCGAUUGGUCGGGGGGCAGCUAUUUUAGAGCGGUAUCACAUUUUGUAUUUGUGCAGGGAGAGGAGCCGCUACAGUGCAUCAGAUAAGGUGGGAGGACAACUGUAAGAGACAAACAGGUCUUCUUUGUCUUCAAAAGACAGACAACAAUAGUCUGUUUUCUUCUCCGGGAAAUAAGGAUUUGCUCUCUGCUGUUUUAGUUUGAGGUCCUUUUGGCCUCUUCAAGGACACUUGUGCAGACAGAUUGUGUUAGGGCACUGAGUCAUCUUUGGGUCGGUGGGAUAAAGAGACAAAGCAGCAGCUGUUGGAUAUGCGCAGACACACUGUGACCUGCUCAAGAUCUGCUUAUAUGAGUGUUGUACGGGCUUACUGCCAGGGAUGAUAUCGGCACAGAGAGGUGAUGCAAUUCUGUGAAAACUGUCACUUUAGAUUUACAAGUGUGAUUUACAGCUGAGGCCUUGCCUGACGCAUCUCUGGGAGGCAUCAGCCUGGAGACUACUGAUAGAGGAAUAAGAGGCCUUUGUAAACAAACACAUCUCAGCAUCCACUGUGCCUCCGCCGGUAGAUGCUCUUGUCUCUGACGCUCUUCCUGUGGAAGCUUUAUCGACAUUUCUCCAUCAUGUUCAGCUCAGACAGACUCACAGUCCCGGAGUAUGUCAGCCGGCUGCAGAGAGGAAGGAGCGGCUCCGGCUCCGAUCCCAAAGCGGUCUCUCCGGGGAUCAACGCCGACGUCCAGGCGGUCCUGGACAGCGCGCUCCCCGCCCUGCGCUCCGCCAUCAGGAGGCUCAAAUCAGCCAAGGAAACCUCCGAUUCAGAUGACACCCGCAGGGCCAUCGCUGAGCUCUACCAGCUAGUGGAGGAGGCCUGGGUUUUGCCCACCGUAGGCCGUCAGGUGGCCGAGGAGAUCUGCAACAGGAUCCGGCUGGAUGGAGGCCUGGAGCUGCUGUUACAGCUGCAACAGACACCUGCUGUGGAGAUCACCUAUGAGUCUGCAAAACUGCUGGAGCAGAUACUCAUAUCAGAGAACAGAGAUUAUGUAGCCCGUAUAGGUCUGGGGGUCAUCCUCAACCUGACUCGACAUCAGGAAGAUGCACAGCUGGCUCGCAGCGUCUCUGGAAUCCUGGAGCACAUGUUCAAACACACCGAGGAGACGUCUGUCCAACUCAUCUCUAACGGAGCCCUGGAUGCCCUCCUCUACUGGUGCCGAGGCACAGAUCCCACUGUGCUGCGCCACUGCGCUGUGGCACUGGCAAACUGUGCCAUGUACGGAGGCCACCGCUGCCAGCGAUGGAUGAUUGAGAAACAGGCAGCUGAGUGGCUUUUCCCGCUGGCCUUUUCCAAAGAGGAUGAACUCAUUCGCUUCCACGCGUGUCUGGCUGUGACUGUGUUAGCUGCAAACCGAGAAAUCGAGAAAGAGGUGGUGAAAUCUGGAACCUUGGAACUGGUGGAGCCAUUCAUUGCGUCUUUGGAUCCGGAUGACUUCGCCCGCAGUUUACUGGACAGUGCAGACUGCAUGCAGGGGAAGACAGCGGCUGAUCUGCAGCAUCUUUUGCCUUUACUGGAUGGUACAAGACUGGAGGGAAAGUGCAUUGCGGCCUUUUACCUUUGUGUUGAGACCAGCAUCAAGUCUCGUCAGCGCAACACCAAGAUAUUCCAAGAGAUCGGAGCGGUGCAGAGCCUAAAAAGAAUUGUGAUGUACUCCAGUAAUGGCACAGCCUGUUCCCUCGCCAAGCGGGCACUGAGCAUGAUGGGGGAGGAAGUGCCCAAACGUAUCCUGUCGUGUGUGCCCAACUGGAAAACCUGUGAAGUGCAGACGUGGCUGCAGCAGGUUGGCUUCAGUGCCUAUUGUGACCGAUUCCAGGAGCUCCAGGUGGAUGGAGACCUGCUGCUGAACAUCACAGACGAGGAGCUGAGAGCCGAUCUGGGAAUGACUGCAGGCCUCACUCGCAAGAGGUUUCUGAGAGACUUGCGUGUGUUGAAGACUUACGCCAACUACUCCACAUGUGACCCAAACAACAUGGCUGACUGGUUAGUAGAUGUCGACCCUCGUUUCCGUCAGUACACCUACGGCCUGGUCCAGUCAGGAGUGGAUCACAACAAUGUCCAGAACCUGAACGAUGUGCAGCUCCAGCAAGACUGCCACAUACACAACGGAGUCCACAGAGCCAAAAUACUCUCUGCCAUGCGCAGGCCUCUAAAACCAUGCCACACCGACGCCCAGCCUGCAGGGCCCGACGUGUUCAUCAGCUACCGUCGGACCACUGGCUCCCAGCUGGCCAGCCUCUUGAAGGUGCACCUGCAGGUUCGAGGAUACAGCGUGUUCAUAGAUGUGGAGAAGCUGGAGGCCGGUAAAUUCGAGGACAAACUGAUCCAGAGUGUACAGCGGGCGCGCAACUUCAUCCUGGUCCUGUCUGCCAAUGCGCUCGACAAGUGCAUGGGUGACAAUGACAUGAAGGAUUGGGUGCAUAAGGAGAUUGUCACAGCCCUGGCUGGUAAGAAGAACAUAGUUCCUGUCACAGAUAAUUUCCUGUGGCCCGACCCCAUGUCUCUGCCAGAGGACAUGAGAGCCAUCCUCAACUUCAACGGCAUCAAAUGGUCCCAUGAAUAUCAGGAGGCCACCAUCGAGAAGAUCCUACGCUUUCUGAAAGGACACAAUGACCAAAUCGACAGCGCAGAUGCCUCAAAAGCGCAGAAGAAGAAAUAAACCAACAUGAACAGUUUGAUCUCACCUAUAAUGACUUCAAAUGAUGCCAAAUUCCACAUGGCCUAUGGUGAACAGGCCGGCAGCUUUCCCUGCUCUGCCCCAAUGCAUGUGAAAUGAAUCUGAUUGUGUUUAUCUUACAUGCUCAAAGAAAGACCUAAUAUACUGCAAACAUUAAGAGGAGAUUGAAAGGGGAUUUCAGAUUGUAUAUAAUAAACUGUAAGCCUUUAAUGAUAGUACCCUCAUACUGCUGUACAUGUGUAAUCAGGUACCGUACACGCCUUCCGUCUCUCAGGAAAAUAACUGUGAUAGAUCAGCCAUCAGUGGCGCCCCAGCAAAAUCAUCAAUAGCAAUUCACUAAUCACUAACAUUAUAUGCAAUCAGCUUCCGUUUAACUCUUACUGUACAUUCACAGGACCAAAGCAGGUCUCUGAUUUUACUGACAUUUGUGUUUAAUGUUCGGGUUGAUGCAUUGGAUUGUUCAUGAUGAGAGUUUCCACGGUGGCAUAAUCUAAACCGAAGGAAUGACAUAUUGUACAGAAAUAAUCGAGCUACAUGUUGCAGAGCUGCACCCCUUAUUUAACCAAAUAAAGAUCGAAGGAGUGUACAGGCAACGACAAAUACCCAUGUAGUAUUAAAUGUUUUCUUCCUUCUGUAUAAUUAACUUUGAAUUGACGUAUAUGAACUUACAGAAGUCAAAAAUGCACCGUUGACUCCUUGAAAGUGAAAAUGACUCCAUCUGUGUUACAGUGUCUUGUCGACUGCCAUUAAAACAUAGUGUGUUACAUUAAACUACCAUUUAAUAUUGCUGACUUUAGGUUUCUUUGUUGUCACAGUGUUAUCCGCUUUCCUUGCUUCGUUAGUGUAUCUAAUGGAAACUAAAAGAAAUCCAGCAAUAUACAAGACACACUGAGGUUUGUAAAAAUAUGAAACGUAACAGGCAGAUUACGUCUGCGCCUGUGCACCUGCGUACAUCACAAAUUAGGUAAGAAAAACCUUUGUGAUAAAUAUGUGAUGAAGCAUCUCUUCUUUCUCAAAGCAGUCAUCAAGAUGUGUUGAUCACAUAUUGUCCUGUUAAAUUACAGCCUGAAUGCUACAGCUGUUCUGCAGGGCUUUUGUCUGACCUUACCUUUAUAUUGUUCAACUCCAAUGUCCCUCUCAAACCUUUUAUUAAAGAUAUACUAUGCAGGAUUUUCCUAAAAACAAUAAAU
Epinephelus moara (kelp grouper) is the source of this 3993-nucleotide messenger RNA. It is a transcript of the gene sarm1, whose product is annotated as sterile alpha and TIR motif containing 1. Lineage: Eukaryota; Metazoa; Chordata; Actinopteri; Perciformes; Serranidae. Gene Ontology annotation, molecular function: protein binding; NAD+ nucleosidase activity; signaling adaptor activity. Bases 647 to 2785 code for a protein of 712 amino acids. Gene Ontology annotation, cellular component: dendrite. The record is from RefSeq and is a predicted model, not a curated record. Gene Ontology annotation, biological process: negative regulation of MyD88-independent toll-like receptor signaling pathway; signal transduction; response to axon injury. The transcript has 8 exons.